UGAAAGUAUCAGCUCAAACCAGAGAAACACGUUAUAAGUGCUUUCCGCAACCCAACUUAAGUUCAGUUGGCAUUUGUUCUUGACGUUGAAAACGUCUUCAGUCAUCAAAAAAAGUUAACGGAGACAAUAUAAGUGGAAUGUGCUAAAUACUUAACAGAAGUAUUUAUAGUCUAAGUUAUAUAUUAGCAAUUUUAGUGAUAAAAAAUACUGAUGAACUUGAACUAAAAUAUUAACACCUUUUAAAUAAAAUUCAAAAUACGGUCAUUACAAAAUGGGUUUUAAGAAAUCUGUGGAAAUGCAAACGACAAUGGCGGAAUUAAAUAAACCAAAUGCAAUUGGUGUCCGUCACCUACAGGCGUUGCUGAUGUUCCUGGGUAUAGUUUUCGGUUAUUUUCUGCGCGUUAAUAUGUCUGCUGCGAUUGUGCCAAUGACACAGCCGACGGCUGGUGCACCAUACUACGACUGGGACCCUUCAACAAAAUCGCUCAUUCUGAGUAGUUUCUUCUGGGGCUAUGUUGUCGCGCAAUUACCAUCAGGACUAUUAGCAAAACGUUUCGGUGCUAAAAUAGUGCUAGCCAUUGCUACUGGUAUUGCAGCUAUUAUCACAAUAUUUCAUCCUUUAGCAGUCAACAAUGGUGAUUGGCAGCUUUUGUGUACUUUGCGUGUGUUUGUAGGUCUGACACAGGGCGUCGUCUAUCCUUGUCUACAUACUUUGCUUGCAAAAUGGGCGCCACGUACAGAGCGUGGUUUUCUAACUACAUCAGUAUAUUCGGGUGCACAAUUCGGUACAGCUAUUAUAUUAGCGACCAGUGGUGUUAUAUUUGAUUCGGAAGCAUUAGGUUGGCCAGGUAUCUUUUAUAUAUCCGGUGGCAUAGCUUUAGCCUGGUCAGUGUUGUUUUUAUAUUUUGGUGCUGAUACACCGGCAGCAUCCAAAUCUAUCAGUAUAGCGGAAAGAGAAUAUAUUGAGAGUCUUACUGGCAGUGGUACAAAUAGUCAAGUCUUAGCUGUGCCAUGGAAAUCCUUAUUUACUUCUCUGCCGUUCUAUGGUCUAAUAGCCGCACAUUGUGGUUUCACUUGGGGAUUCUAUACAUUGCUCACUGAAAUGCCUACCUAUAUGAGCAGUGUGCUACAUUUGGAUGUUAAAGCCAAUGCGCUACUUUCAGCGUUACCAUAUUUUGUUAUGUGGGUGUUAUGUUUGAUUGUCAGCCCCACAUCAGAUUGGUUAAUAAAUCGGAAUAUAUUAAAUAUUACUGUAGCACGAAAAUUGUUUAACACUAUCGGCCAAUGGGUGCCUAUGUUGUGUCUAAUAGGUGUAGCUUACAUGACGGAAGAAGAAAAAACUCUUGCCAUUGCUUUACUAACAAUAGGUGUCGGCUUUAAUGCUGCUUCAUUUUGUGGCUAUUUAGUUAAUCACAUGGAUCUUUCACCAAAUUUUGCUGGUCCUAUGAUGGGCGUGACAAAUGGAUUUUCAAAUUUAAUGUCGAUUUGUGCACCUUUAGUUGUGGGUGCUAUUGUUGAAAAUGAGGAGGAUCCUAAUGAAUGGCGUAUUGUGUUCUUUAUCACAGCAGGUGUAUAUUUACUAUGUAAUUCUCUCUUCCUUAUAUUUGGUAAGGCAACAGUACAGCCCUGGAAUGAUCAAACUGUGACAAGUAGCACAAGGUCAUUACAAAAAAAAUCAGAUGAAGAGUUAGAUAAUACUCCUACAUCGUCAGCUUGGACAAUUGAUUCAAAGGUUGCUUGAGAGUAUUACUAACGAUUUUCAAUGUGUGAUAUGUAGAAUAAGAUAAUUUUAAGAAAAAAAAUAAAUAUAUUUGUUAUUAGUGUUAUAGUUAAGCUAAGCAAAAUUUUAUAAGCUACUAAUUAAGUAUGGAAAUUAAUAUUUUAAUAAAGACCCAU
This is a messenger RNA of Teleopsis dalmanni, 1896 nucleotides long. RefSeq names its product putative inorganic phosphate cotransporter. Gene Ontology annotation, biological process: transmembrane transport; monoatomic anion transport. Gene Ontology annotation, molecular function: transmembrane transporter activity. The coding region runs from base 272 to 1741 and encodes 489 amino acids. Lineage: Eukaryota; Metazoa; Arthropoda; Insecta; Diptera; Diopsidae. The transcript is spliced from 4 exons. The record is from RefSeq and is a predicted model, not a curated record. Gene Ontology annotation, cellular component: plasma membrane.